Mangifera indica (mango) is the source of this 1187-nucleotide messenger RNA. RefSeq names its product fra a 1-associated protein. The transcript is spliced from 2 exons. Lineage: Eukaryota; Viridiplantae; Streptophyta; Magnoliopsida; Sapindales; Anacardiaceae. The record is from RefSeq and is a predicted model, not a curated record. Bases 59 to 655 code for a protein of 198 amino acids.
AGAUUGAAGUUACUUAAAAACAAAGCGAUUAAUUCGUGAGUUUUCUAGAGCCUAAAGAAUGGGUUGGGUUUGGAGAGAUGACGACGACGCCGCUGCAGACGGUUACGUUAACUCCUCUAACGGUGGCGGUUACGACGCGCCAGACUAUUCUGUCAACUCAUUGAACGGUGGAGGUUGCGCCACGAGAAAGGUGGUGAGAUCGCAGUGCAGAACCGAAGAAGUAGAGCCCGGAAAGUUCGUCAGAAAGUGCGAGAAAACUGAAGAGAUUCUCAGGAACUGCAUCGGAAAGCCUGUGGAAGUGAUUAAAUCUGACAAAGAGUACACUGAAGAAGAUGUCACACAGGAGGUGAUGAGAGGGUCUUACCCCUCUGGAUCACAUGAUGCACCGUUUGAUUUCCCUGGGGUUCGCAGUGAUAUUGACUCAAUUGAACGUCACUUCUUUGGUGGGAUCAGUCGCUUUUUUGAAGCAGCUGAAGAUAUGAAGAACCACUUCUUUGAUGCAUUUGGGUAUGACAUUCGAUCUCCACCCUCACCACAUAUUAGGCGAGGGGUACCCUUUGAAGGCAGACCUGAGAUGGAAACCUCUCCUAAACUAAAUCAGCCUGACUCCAAUCCUGGAAAUUUUGAUUUCUCUGGUUUAGCUAAAGACGUUUGAACAUGAACAACAACUUGCACAUGCCAACUUUCAACUUCUGAGUAUGGAGAUAUAUUUUAGUCGCCAGAGUGGGACGACAGUUUCUUGUGAUGUUGUUUUGGCUUCAUGUGCUGAGUAGACUAUGUAGAGUUGAAGACUUAAUCAACUUUUGGAUUUUCUGGGGUUGUAAUACAUGCAUAUCAAGUCUCAGCCUUCUAUAAUUUUUGUACCGUUACAGGCAUAUGUGGAUUGAAUGCGAUAAUUUUUAUAGAUCAAAGAAAUUCUUUUAGUAAAAAAAUGAAUAUUUGUUGGCAAUACAGGUGGCAUUUGAAAAUGACUAGUUGAAAGGUACCUGGGAUCGAUUUCUUUUGGAUCCCAUUAGAUGAAGAAUGAGGUUUAAAAUAUCUAGGAGCACUGGUCAUUGUUAUUAUUCAUAGAGGAAGCAAAUUCAUACUUUGUCGGUUGGGUGGUACCUUAAUCUUUUCUUCUUUCUAGUUAUUGUACAUGUGAAAACAAUUUUUUAUUUUUCUUUGAUGGCCUAAAGACUUAUUCC